AUGGCCGCCGCACUCUUCUCCACCUCCCUCUCGCCCCGCUUCCUCGCCCUAUCCUCCCCGAAGCCCGCUGCGACCGUGGCCUCCGCCUUCCUCCCCUUCAGGCUGCCGCUGCGCGCUGUGUCGGCGCCGGGGAGGCGGGUGUUUGAGCCCGUGGCCGUCGCGGUGUCGUCCGAGUACGAGACCGAGGGCGCGGAGCAGGAGGAGGAGGGAGCCGAGGAGUUCUCCGAGGACCUGAAGCUGUUCGUCGGGAACCUGCCCUUCAGCGUCGACAGCGCGCAGCUCGCCGGGCUCUUCGAGCAGGCCGGCUCCGUCGAGAUGGUCGAGGUUGUAUAUGAUAGAAUGACUGGACGAAGCCGUGGAUUUGGAUUUGUGACAAUGUCUUCAGCUGAAGAAGCUGGAGCCGCUGUUGAGCAAUUCAACGGUUAUACAUUUCAAGGCAGACCACUAAGGGUGAACUCUGGGCCACCACCGCCUAGGGAUGACUCUGCACCAAGAGCACCAAGGGGUGGUGGUGGUGGUGGAAACUUUGUGGAUUCAGGAAACAAGGUCUACGUAGGGAACCUUUCAUGGGGUGUCGACAACUCAACGCUUGAGAACCUGUUCAGUGAGCAAGGGCAGGUGCUUGAUGCUAAGGUCAUCUAUGACAGGGAGAGCGGCAGGUCAAGAGGAUUUGGUUUUGUCACCUAUGGCUCUGCUGAGGAGGUCAACAAUGCCAUAUCAAACCUUGAUGGCAUCGACUUGGAUGGCAGGCAGAUCCGAGUCACAGUUGCGGAAUCAAAGCCAAGGCGUCAAUUUUGAAUUAUGUCAAUUUAGAGGUUAAUAGUGUGUUUUGCCAAGUGUUAGUUUCUAGCUUCUAUUCUUGCCUCCUUAUUAUGAGUAAAAAGAAGAUGCGAUAAUGAAAGGUUGGGAGUGAAAUUGUUGUAUACCGGGAGAUUUUCCCGGCCUGCAAUGAACACACGCUCUUAUGCUAAUUGCGCUUUCAAAGAAAGUAGAAAUCUUGAGAGAGUUGUGCCCACAUGCGAUACAUAGCAGCAGUCAAGAACAGAUGUGAGUUACGAUCUGACAUUUUUUCAGAAUGUUUGUGAUGGCAUGUAUCAUGCAUGAUCCAUCUGGAAAGUAAACUUAGUUUUUAUGUUUCA
This is a messenger RNA of Setaria italica (foxtail millet), 1139 nucleotides long. RefSeq names its product RNA-binding protein CP29B, chloroplastic. Bases 1 to 798 code for a protein of 265 amino acids. The record is from RefSeq and is a predicted model, not a curated record. Gene Ontology annotation, cellular component: cytosol. Lineage: Eukaryota; Viridiplantae; Streptophyta; Magnoliopsida; Poales; Poaceae. The transcript is spliced from 4 exons. Gene Ontology annotation, molecular function: mRNA binding.